ACGACCUCCGUUUGACCUCUUCGCCCCCCCAGAAUGGAUCCUGUGUACGAGGACCCCAGCUUCACCUACGAGAACCAGUCGUCGGGUGUGUAUGAAUUGACCUCCGAGCCGCUGUACAGCGAGCCCUCCGACCUGACGGCGGGGUACGAGAACACUGGACGGGCCAAAGGUCAGACGCCGACUCCCCCUCCUCUCCCACCGCCUCGCCCCUCAUCAGAGGAGAGGAGAAGCAGUUCCUCGUCUUCCUCGUCCUCAUCCUCAUCCUCCUCCUCCUCGCCUUCCUCCCGCGCCGAAGAUGAGGAGAAAGGGGAGUCGGAGGACUUGAACGGGUCGGACGAGAAAGAGGAGACGGUGCAGGUGGUGGAGAGCAGCGUCGAGCUGAACUGGGCGAGGGAGUCUCCGCAUGCCGACGGCGGGAGCUCGUCGCGCAGAUCCUCGUCUUCUUCUUCGUCAUCGUCAUCGGCCUCCGAGAAGGAGGAACCCGAGAAGAAGCCAGAACCUCCGAAAGAGGGACCUCAUGUCCAACUUUACGUCAAGGCCGGGAUAGAUGGGGAGAGCAUCGGAAACUGUCCCUUCUCUCAGCGCCUCUUUAUGAUCCUCUGGCUGAAAGGCGUGGUCUUCAAUGUGACCACCGUCGACCUCAAGAGGAAACCGGCUAACCUCUGCGACAUCGCCCCGGGGACACACCCGCCCUUCCUCACCUUCCAAGGGGAGGUUCGCACUGACGUCAACAAAUGCGAGGAGUAUCUGGAAGAGAUGCUGGCUCCGCCAAGGUAUCCCAAACUUGCGGCAAAGAAUCGUGAAUCCAACACGGCGGGAAACGACAUAUUUGCCAAGUUCUCGGCGUACGUUAAAAACAAAAUGCCGGAUCAGAAUCGAGCUUUAGAGAAGAGUCUGGACAAGUCCCUGGCGAAGCUGGAUGAGUAUCUGCUGAGUCCUCUCCCGGACGAGGUUACGGUGGGGCACCGCGGAGGCGAGGGCGAAUCCAAACGCAAAUACCUGGAUGGAGACGAGCUGACGCUGGCUGACUGCAACCUUCUGCCCAAACUCCACGUUGUCAAGGUGGUUUCCAAGAAAUACCGGAACUACGACAUCCCGUCCGAAUUCAGAGGGUUGUGGCGUUACCUCGGCAACGCCUACAACCGAGACGAGUUCACCAACACGUGCACGGCCGAUGUGGAAAUCGAGCUGGCGUACAAGGACGUGGCUAAGAGGCUGGGGAAGUGAAGGCGUCACGAGCACACAGUCACUGUCGUAACUUUCUCUCCUUUUAGAGAAUCUGCUGAAUCACACACAGAAGCAAAUGCAGUCUCUACAAAGGACGAGUCAUUUUGAUGAGAUGUGGGAGAAUGUAGCACGGUGGUGCAGAGUCUUUUUUAAGUUGCUAAUUAUGAGCCAAUGAAAAGGGCUGGAAAGGUUUCUGGAAUGGUUUGUUUAUGAUGUUUCUAUUACAUGUUCAAAUUGAAAGGGACCCCAAAACUAAAAGAGACUUUUUUUAAAGUUUUUUUUUUUGCCGCUUAGAGCCCAAUGAGCCGAGUGCCAUAUAGUCCCAUUAUAGUGUAGAGAAGGCGGACAUCUCGGCAACUCACAACAAAACAAUCUCACCUGAUAUACCAGGUAAGAGAAGAAAAAAAACAUAUUCUUGAAUUUGGGGUAAACCUUUAAGGGGGGAAAUAAAAUGUAGUUGUAGCCAGUUUUCUCCGGUGCUCUACUGAAGUUUCUGCUCACAGUUAAUCUUCUAAAUAAACCCGAAUGUAUAUGUUGUAAAUUUACAUAUGUAAUAGGAAUAAUGGAAUGCAUAAAUCAAUGUUUGAUUAUUUGACCUGUCCUACACCGUUAACAAUGUGUUUCAGCCAAGGUCAUUUGCCUUUUAUUGGGGCAGCGUUAGAUAAUAGUGCCUCCCUUAAAGGGCCAAUAAUCGAAUGAUUGAUUUUUACGGUGCCGCACCACACUGAAUAUAUAAUACUGAUCGUGAAAUGAUCACGUGUUUCAGAUUCAAAACUGUCCUUUAAAUGUGAUAUAUAUCCGCCUAAUGUGAAAAAAAGCACACGCACACACCAAGUUAACCCCAGCUAGUUGUGUUGUCAUGUUAGUGUUAAUCAUAAAUCAAGCACUCCUUUGCCUUCAGCUCUUUAUGUCUGUACAGUUAAUUUUAUGCGUGAAUAAUAUAUUACGAAUGUGAUGUCAUCAGAGCUGCAGCUCAACUAUAUGCUCAUUCUUUCUGAUGAUUAGAACCAUGAACCCACUGUGUAUAAGUCGCUAAUUUUAAUAAUAAAUCUAUUUUCUCAGAGACUGA
Molecule: messenger RNA, 2296 nt
Organism: Pseudoliparis swirei
Lineage: Eukaryota; Metazoa; Chordata; Actinopteri; Perciformes; Liparidae
Gene: clic5a
Product: chloride intracellular channel 5a
Exons: 6
Coding region: 34-1227 (397 amino acids)
Source: RefSeq, a predicted model, not a curated record